AUGCUUCUAGUUGGGAGCCUCGUGGUCCUCUGUGGGCUGCUGGCCCAGAGUUCAGCCCAGCUGGCUUAUCCCUUACCCCUAAGCUAUGACCUGCCCACAUCUGUGGGUCACUGCCGGCCCUUGCACCUGGACCAGAACUUCCCAUCCUACACGGUGACUCCAGCUGUAACAACAUACCCUACACACCUUAUUGCUGCAAACUUCAGAAAUGCUUUUAGCCAAGGUUUGCUGUCUGGGGGCAUUCUGGGCUUUCUGGAACACAUGCCUCUCCUGAGCUAUGUGAGACCUGCAGGAAGCAACGCCGGUGGUCUGGUCGGGGUGAUUGGAAGAGUGAUUUCCUCAAUCCCAAUCCUGAACAACAUCCUUGACAUAAAAGUCACCAAUCCCCAGCUGCUGGAACUCGGUCUGGUGCAGAGCUACGACUUCCACCGCCUCUACGUCACUAUCCCUCUGGGCUUUGAACUCAAAGUGAACACACCCCUGAUUGGAAGACUGUUGGAGUUCGCUGUGAAGCUGGAUCUCACUGCAGAGAUCUACGCAGUGAGAGACAUUCAAGGGAGGAGCCGUCUGGUCAUUGGUGACUGCAUUAACUCUCCCGGCAGCUUGCGUAUCACGCUGCCUAAAGGACUCAAUCUACUUCAAAACCUGAUAGACAGCCUCACAGACAUCUUGACUAAAGUCAUUCCUGGCCUGGUGCAGGGCGUGGUAAGAGAUCAAAGGGAGAGUACCCUGCUCCACGAGUCUUAGAGCUUCUUGGGCUGAGCUAAAUUGGCUACUCUAGAUGGGAAAUAUCCAUCCAUCAGUCCGUCUGUCCUGUGAUCCAGCCAUCUGUGUUACGUCUUUCCACACCUCCAAACACAUUGGUUGAUUUCUUCUGGACUGUAGAAAGUAUCCCUGAAUAUACUCCACCGUGGGCAUGCUGCCUCCCUGAGGGUCUCCUUGCAGGAGGUCCUGUGCCUCACUCCCCUCUCUACCCUGGGUCAGGUGUGUCCUGUGGUCAAUGGAAUCCUUAGCCUCUUGGAUGUCACCCUGAUGCAUGACGUUGCUGGUGAGUGCUGUUUGUCCCUACACACCAUGGGAUGCCAGGUCUCAUUCGUCACUUCCUCCUUGGUUGGGGGUGACUUUGUUCCCAUGAAUGAUCCAGAUGAGUCUGAGGUAUAGUUGGCCUCCUCCUCAGCCUGACCUGAGAACAGCUGGGCUGGCUGUAGGGGGAGACCUCGUGUUGCCUGACGUGUCUGGGCACAGUGAGCAUGGCUGGUGCUCAGAGCCUCGGAUGGCACUCAGGUUCUUCUGAACUCCUUCGCCUCCAGAUCAUAACUUUAGUCAUUUUUUUCUUCUAGAAUUGCUGUUGCAUGGUGUACAAUUUGUCAUUAAGGCCUAAGCCUUCUGUGAAAGGACCUGUCUCUGCUGUGGUGGUAAAUGCUUCUCUCAUUUCCCAGGAUCUGUAGACUAGCUGUCAUCCUCUAGGACAGGGAAGCCAGGCUCUUGAGACAACAGCACCCACAGCAGCUCUCCCGGCAGCACCGCUGUGGGCACAAAGCCUUUAACGUGGGCUUCAGGAGAGGAUGUUAGAUUCAAGCUAUAGCACCAAUAUGCCAGGAGAGAGACAAACAUGGAUGUAGACACACAGAGAUGUGUGAAGUCCAUGGAGUAACUGACAGAUGUGGAGAUGGACCAGAACCAAAGCAAUCCAGCUUCAAAGAGAAACAUAUGUGAUCACAGGCACACAAUCAAUCACAUAGACUUGGCAGUCAAACACUCAUCCACACAGGCACACAUACACAGACUCACUAGUCAAGUCCCCGUGAGUACACAGACACACACUCAUAUACAUACACAAGUAAGCCAUCAAGACAUAGCCUUGAGUCUCAGCAUGCCCCUGUCCCUCGGAGUGCCAGGUGAUAAUGGAACGGUAUCAGUGAGAGUCACCAACCUCAAGUCUCCCUGCUGAUUGAACUCUUCUCCCAACAGAACCACUUCUUGCUGCUCUGUCCACUUCCUCCUGCCCAGCUUCCCAUGGCUCACAGAAGGGGUCCCAUGUCCUGGAAAAUGCCAUGACCAUCUUCUCAAGAAACCCGCUCUCCUUCUUUCUGAGAUGAAUAGUCUGUGUUCAUAACUAAAUAAAAUGGCUCUGAUUCUACACUGGGGUCUUAUGUUCCUCCCAUCUCUUGAGGCUUUAGAGGCUGGUGACAUAGCUAUACCAGAGCUGGACCUCACAUCACAGAACUGAAUGGUCCUGAAGAGCUGAGGGCUGGGGUUCAGAUGACUGCCCUUCUGUCCUUACAAAGUGCCCAUGAGGAAGCUGGGAGUGGAUAAAUAUCCACGCAUAGAUGUUCACACACACGGUGCUGUUACUCAAAAAGUGGAGUAGCAGAUUGAAGAGUUAGCCAAGAGCUGGGCAUGGAAGGAGGUGUGUAAGGACAUAUAUGGCUCCAGUCUGCAUCUCAGGCUAGGGAUCCAGCUGUCUUACCCAAGGAUAAAAUUGCUGUAAUAAAAUACCAUGACCAGGGCCUGGAGAGAUGGCUCAAUGGUUAAGAGCAUUGCUGCUCUUGCAAAGGAUUUGUGGCAUCCACAUGAUGACCCACAACCAUCUAUAACUACACUUCCAGGAGACUUGGUGCCCCCUUCUGGCUUCUGGCGGCACCAGGCAUGCACAGGGUACACAUAUGUACAUGCAAGCAAAACACUCCUAUAGAUAGAUAGAUAGAUAGAUAGAUAGAUAGAUAGAUAGAUAGAUAGAAGAUUUAAAAAAAAAAACAUGAUCAAAAGCAAAAGCCGCUUGGAAAGGAAAGGGUUUCUUUCACUCCACAGCUUAUAGCUCCAUCCCUGAAGGAAGCCAGGGAAGGAACUCAAGGGAGGAAUCUGGAAGCAGGAAGUGAAGCAGAAGCCAUGGAAGAACACUGCCUACUGCACAGCUCCUCAGCCUC
Alexandromys fortis (reed vole) is the source of this 2927-nucleotide messenger RNA. Its product is annotated as BPI fold-containing family A member 5-like. The record is from RefSeq and is a predicted model, not a curated record. The coding region runs from base 1 to 747 and encodes 248 amino acids. Gene Ontology annotation, biological process: antibacterial humoral response; innate immune response; antimicrobial humoral immune response mediated by antimicrobial peptide. The transcript has 6 exons. NCBI's taxonomy places the organism in Eukaryota, Metazoa, Chordata, Mammalia, Rodentia, Cricetidae. Gene Ontology annotation, molecular function: lipid binding.